AUGAGGAGGAAACAUGUGGCAGGUGUUGGUGGUAAUAAGGUGAAAGAUGAUCUGGUGGUGGCCGAGGUGGAGAUUAACGACGUUCCUCUCACCUGUCGGAAUCUGCUGACCCGCGGACAGACUCAAGACGAGAUCAGCAGAGUGAGCGGAGCUGCCGUGUCCACCAGAGGACGCUACCUGACAGCAGAGGAGAAGAGCAGAGCGCUGCCCAGUGACCGUCCGCUCUAUCUGCACGUCCAGGGACAAACCAGAGACUUAGUGGACAAGGCUGUUAACAGGAUCAAGGAGAUCAUUACUAAUGGUGUAGUGAAGGCCGCCACUAACUCGAGCUACAGCGGAGCGAUGGUCACCGUUUACCAGCAGCUUGGACCCGCUCCUGCACCCACAAUCCCCUCUGCUGCUCACAAACCACACUAUCCAGGAGGAAUGCAUUACGUACAGGAUAAGCUGUUUGUGGGUCUGGAUCAGGCCGUGCAGGGCUUCUGUGUGAAGGAGCGAGUGGAGGGCCCCGGCAGCUCGUUCCUGCAGCACAUUCAGGCCGAAACCGGGGCCAAAGUCUUCCUGCGGGGCCGGGGGUCCGGCUGCCUGGAGCCUGCGUCCGGACGAGAGGCCUUCGAGCCCAUGUACAUCUACAUCAGUCACCCAAAACCAGAAGGACUUGCUGCUGCAAAAACCCUGUGUGAAAACCUGCUGCAGACCGUUCAUGCUGAGUAUUCUCGAUUCCUGAAUCAGAUGAGCAGUGUGAUGCCUACACAGGGAUUCAUUCAUCCUCCUGCUGUUAACGGGAUCCCGCCGCAGCCUCCGUAUUACCCCCCCGCGGGCUUCCAGCCCUCCUACCCCGCCCCCAUCCCGCCGCCGCAGCCCGUCGCUCCUCAGUAUCCGGUGGCUCCGGCCCCGGGCCCCGUCCCCACCGCACAGUAUCCCAUCACCCCCGCGAGCGUCCCGGCACAGACUCUUCCUCCCGCUCUGUUCCCUCCGCCCACGACCGUGGCUCCGCCCACAACCAUGGCUCCGCCCACAACCGUGGCUCUGCCCAUCCCGCCGCAGAAGCGCCGCUUCACGGAGGAGGUGCCAGACGAGACGAACAGCGGCCUGCUGGGAUACCAGGUGAGCUCUGGCACACGCCGGACGCUGCGCUCAUCACCGUCUGCCUUUACUGUGUUUCUGCAGCAUGGACCCAUUCAUAUGACUAAUUUAGGUGCAGGCAUCUCUGUGGGCAGCUCUGAGGCGUCAGGACCCCCGUCUGCUGCUUCCUCAGGGCCUGUGAGAGAGAGAGACAGCAGCAGCAGCAGACUCAUGCCUCCUCCGUGUGCACUGGCUCCAGUCAGUGGUCCGAGAGCUCAGAAAGCAGACGAGAAGACGCCAGCGCCGAGCCUCCUGGAGCCGCAGGUGAAGCGCGCGAGGACGGGGCUGGUGGCGUACGCUGGAGACUCCUCCGAUGAAGAAGAGGAUCAUGGACCCUCCAGAGCAGCCGGAGCCGCAGGAUGGAUGUACCGCUGCCCUUCAUCACCGCCCUCACGGCCCAAAACACAGACGCAGACGCGGCCCAUGCCCUUCUGGAUGGCACCGUAAACACACACACACACACACACACACACACACGUUCAUGCCUCCUGAAGACUGUCCCGUGGGAUUAUGGGUAGAUGGAGGAGUGACGCUGCAGGAUCGCGUGUCUCUCAUCACUCUGCUUUACUUUCUCUUCAUCGGGUUGAUUUGUAAUGACUUCCUCUGUGAGAUUCUCUUGACAAAUAAACACACGCAUUGACUCACACACUGCUUCCUGUUUAAUUUC
Molecule: messenger RNA, 1792 nt
Organism: Sinocyclocheilus rhinocerous
Lineage: Eukaryota; Metazoa; Chordata; Actinopteri; Cypriniformes; Cyprinidae
Gene: khdc4
Product: KH domain containing 4, pre-mRNA splicing factor
Exons: 13
Coding region: 1-1572 (523 amino acids)
Cellular component (GO): nucleus
Molecular function (GO): RNA binding
Source: RefSeq, a predicted model, not a curated record